UAGAAAACUGCACAAAGAGGGAGGGGUGAAACUGUGCCAGUAUAUUCCGUGAAAAUAUCAGCUUCAUAUCGGUAUCUUCGCCAUAAUUAGUUUGAACAUCCAAGAUGGCAUCAGCCCAGCUAGAUGAACCGAUCAAUGGGGAGCACUCAACGCCAUCAAAGAGCAAGGGCUCCCUUGAAUGUCCAGAAUGUGGGAAAAGAUUUUCUCGUACAAAUACCCUAGACAAGCAUAUUCUAAGUCAUAGCACUAAGAAACCACAUGUUUGCGUAGAUUGCGGAAAGGAGUUCCAGCGCUCUGAUCAUUUAUCUAAACAUAUGGCUGUUCACUCAACAAUAAAACCGUUUCCUUGUGAUUUCUGUGAGAAGGCAUUUGCAAGGAAGGACCACAUGCAACGUCAUAUGAGACUGCACUCGGACUCCAGACCAUUUGAAUGCAGUAUCUGUAAUGAAGUAUUUAGUCGAAAAGACCACUUGAAUAAUCACACUAAAAGAGUGCAUACUUCUGACUCUCCAUCAAGGACAUUUGUAUGUCAUGCAUGUGAUGCUGCAUUUAAGCGAAAAGACCAGUUGCAAAGGCAUGAAAAGAAAUGUAAAAUGAUCACAGAUGAUUUUGAAGCUGCUGAUCGAGAGAAAGGACCAGUGGAUCUCGACAGUCCACAGAUGGUAAAAAAGAAGUUGAAGUUUGACUGCCCUGAUCCAGAUGUUAUAAGUAAACAUAUUGACGAGGCUAUUGACAGCGUUGUUGAAGCUGCACGCGAGGAAGUAAAAAUUGAAGAAAAGACUGCUGCUGUAAUAACAAAAACGAAGAAACAUUUAAUGGACAAAUACAUGGCAAGUGAGUCGUAUAAAGUUGCUCAAUCUUUAGCCCAGUCCCCCCCGGUGUUCCCAACUGCUGGUCAACUCACUGGUGAAGUAUCACCACUUCGUUGUAUCAAAUCUGAAAGCCCUGAAUCUGCUGAGAACUCAAAACCAGUGGAGGCACCACCUGUACCUGCAUCUGCACCCCUCCCAAGAUCUAUUUUACCCCAGAAGAAACGUCUAUCAAGCGAUAUGAAUGAUGCCGCUUUGCUUGCUGCUAUGGGUUGUAACCCUCUAGAAGAUAACGGCUCACAGGUUGAGGCACAUCUGGCAUACAUCAAAGCUAGUGCUAAAUUAAGAGAAAACCAACAUCGCUUGAGUAAUAACUCAUCCCCUGCUGAAAAUGGCUCUCCUAUACCCCUGAAUGAUUCAGUAGUACAGAGUGCUGCUGGUGCGAUCCAGAGGUACCCCCAGAGUGGAAUUAACGUCCCGGUGCCCCUUCAAUCCCCUCUAUCCAGUCAUAUGAGUCAGGCGUAUAAUCUGCUGGCUGGCACAUCAACAAGUGUACCACUUUCCUUGAGUAACAUCACUCAGGGGUACAGCACAGUCUCUCCACCAAUCCCACCAACUGUGGCCACAGCAGCUAAUCAGCUAUCUUCAUACUGCAAUACUAAUGGAGGUGUAAACUCCCGUGACGCCUCAAAUGGCGCACCAAUUAGGCCACAGGUUACUGUUAUGACAGAACGUAUGCGUUCUGACCUAAGAACGGAGAGAGUUGGCCUUCCCCUUCACCUUGCCCAAGCUAAUUCACCCAGUAUAUCUGAUUCAAUACCAUCUACCACAAAAGCACCAUCUGCUGCUGGCAACAUACACCAAGGCUACACCCCCCACUCCUAUAUGUGGAAACAACAGUUUUAACCUGUUUCUGUAGAAAAUUACUUGCUCGAAAUUGAUUACAGAAACAAUAAGUACAUCAGUGUUUAACAAAUUUUUAAAUUACUGUAACCCUGGUUAUAUUUGUGUUUGUGUGGAAAAAAAAGAAAAAUAGUAUACUAAAUACGAAAAACUUUUUGAUGAACUUGCAAAUUAGAAAAUGGUGCUGCUAAGGUCGUUGAAGAAUCAGUAUAUUUAUAUUAUAGGCUAUUAUUGAGCAUUGGACAUUAUAAUGAUCUGAGCUUGAUGAUAAAUAUGUAGCAUUCAAAAUUCCAUUUUUUGGUUUGAAAUAUUUAUUAACAGUUUGAACUAUUUUCCAUAAGAAAUACAUUGUUAACUGCAAAAGGGUUUUCAAGAGGCAAUAGCCAUUUUUCAACAAAUAACUGUAUUUAACUACAUGUAUCACCAAAAAUUAUACGGGUUUUGAGCUCCCAAAAUUUUCCUCAUGAAUGAUUUGUAAUCAAUUUUA
Molecule: messenger RNA, 2199 nt
Organism: Owenia fusiformis
Lineage: Eukaryota; Metazoa; Annelida; Polychaeta; Sabellida; Oweniidae
Source: the annotation of a GenBank genome assembly